AUGGCUUCUUCUAACAGACACUGGCCAAGCAUGUUUAAGUCCAAGCCCACAUGGCACCAUGAUAUCACUAUCACCGCCACUGCCUCCUCUUCUUCUUCUUCUUCUAGUAGUAGUAGUAGUAGAACCUCUCCUUACUCUUGCGACGACAGAAGCCCUGAGCCCAAGCCCAGGUGGAACCCAAAGCCCGAGCAGAUUCGGAUCCUGGAGUCCAUAUUCAACUCUGGGAUGGUGAACCCUCCCAGGGAUGAGAUCAGGAAGAUAAGGGCUCAGUUGCAAGAGUACGGUCAAGUUGGUGAUGCCAAUGUCUUCUACUGGUUCCAGAACCGCAAGUCUAGAACCAAACACAAGCUCCGCCACCUCCACACCAAGAACAACCCUCCUCCUCCUCCUCCUCCUCCGUCAUCCACCUCAUCCUCCUCCUCCGACAAGUCAUCAUCCCCACCCACCACCACUACUACUACUACCAAUACCAAUACCUAUUUCAAUACCCACAAUCACACCGCCACUAUUCCACCACCGCCGCCGCCGCCGCCGCCGCCGCACGUGGCUGCUGAGACUUUCAUCUUCCCGCUGCAACAUCAUCAAGGUAUAACAUCAUCCCCGCAAGGGCUUUUCUUCUCUGAGCUCUCCAAUGUGGUGCAAGCUCAUCAUUAUCAGCCGUCUCCACCACCACCUCAUCAGCUGAUGAUGCAUAACGUCGUUGGUCCCUGCACUAGUCUCUUGCUUAGUGAGAUCAUGAUGAAUAAUAAUGCUUCAAAGAAAGAACAACAAGAACAUGCCAGCAACAACAAUAAGUCCCUCAAAUUAAUGCACCACACACCAAAGCUUAGUUUCUGCGUCACUCCACCUACUACUACAACCGCCACCACCGCCACCGUCAACGCUCUCCUCACUCAAGAUGCAGUAGGUAGUGGAGAUGGAAGUGAGAAAAUAACGGUGUUCAUAAAUGAUGUGGCGUUUGAGGUGGCGGCGGGGCCAUUCAAUGUAAGGGAGGCAUUUGGGGAGGAUGCAGUCCUCAUUCAUGCCAUAACUGGUCAACCUCUUCUCACUAACCAAUGGGGUCUUACCCUCCACUCUCUCCACCAUGGCGCUUCUUAUUAUCUGCUUCUACAUACCCUCCCUCACGCACCUUAUUAGUAACAAAUCACUCCUCAUUUUCCUUCAUUCCCAUUUCUCAUCACUUACUUUGAUUACUUAUU
Molecule: messenger RNA, 1199 nt
Organism: Arachis duranensis
Lineage: Eukaryota; Viridiplantae; Streptophyta; Magnoliopsida; Fabales; Fabaceae
Product: WUSCHEL-related homeobox 9-like
Exons: 2
Coding region: 1-1137 (378 amino acids)
Biological process (GO): regulation of developmental process
Molecular function (GO): DNA binding; DNA-binding transcription factor activity
Source: RefSeq, a predicted model, not a curated record